AUGCCACACAGCACUGAAUCAGAGCUCGAGAUCAAGCCCAUUGAUCCAGGCCAAGACUCAAAUGUCAAGUUCGGCGCCUUUAUCUCAGGUGUCGACCUUAACAACCUUGAUGAUGCCACAUUCCAAGCCAUCCGGCAAGCACUUUAUGAGAACUCCCUAGUCAUCAUCAAGAAUCAACAAAAGUUGACACCGACGAACCACUUCAACUUCGUGCGCCGCUUCGAUCCAGAAGCCGCAGCAGUCCACGGCCAUGGAUCUGUAGACAGAAUGAAGGAAGCCCGCAAAGACGGCGGCAAGUCGCUCUUGGCCUUGGGCUCGGUCCACGGCAUCCCCGAAGCUCCCGGCGUGCGAAUGAUAGGAGCCGGCUAUCAAGGCGAUGAUCACUACGGCCUCAAAGGAGUCACAAUGGACCCAACCAGCAUCCUCAAGACACAAGUCGAUCCACCCACACCCGAAGAAAUUUCGGCAGGAGUCACCAGAUUCGGAAGAUGGCACAUCGAUUGUGCAAUGUAUGAUCUCGAACCUCCGAAAGUGACAGCCCUUCGCUGCGUCAAACUUCCCGAUCAAGGCUUGAAGCAAACCGUGGUCUGGGACGAUGGUUCAGGCGCAAAACUGGAAAACGUCCGACCUGGUCGAACAGCGUAUUUCUCCUGUGAACAGCUAUACGAAAUGCUGACUCCCGAAGAAAAAGCCAUCUCGGAGAAUAGUUAUGUCACAUACUCUCCACAUCCGUAUCAAUGGAUAUCCCGAUGUAAGCAGGAUCCCAUCGGAAUCACGAUUGCACAGGGACAAGGUUUGGAGUUGAAGGACGAGGAGUUACCACCGGUAGAUGAAAAGAAAGUGAAGAAGUAUCCUAUGGUGUGGCAUAACGAAGUCACCGGGAAAAAGGCUUUUAUGGUACAUUCGAUCAUUGCGAAGAAAUUACAUCUCAAGUCUUCUCCUACAGAUGAGGAAAAGGUCAUUGAUGAUGUCGAUGAGGUUAGGGCUUGGUUAUAUGGCUUUGACAGGCGGAUGGUGAAGCCCAGAAAUGUUUUGAUUGCGCCGUACGAGGAGGGGGAUGUUUGUGUAUGGCAUAAUAGGGGUAUGAAACAUGCAUUUCUGGAAUAUCCGCUUGAGAAAUUGGGAGCGAGGACGAUGCACCAGGUCAAUAUUGCGGCGAGCUGUCCGCCGAGCUAG
Molecule: messenger RNA, 1176 nt
Organism: Pseudocercospora fijiensis CIRAD86
Lineage: Eukaryota; Fungi; Ascomycota; Dothideomycetes; Mycosphaerellales; Mycosphaerellaceae
Exons: 3
Coding region: 1-1176 (391 amino acids)
Molecular function (GO): oxidoreductase activity
Source: RefSeq, a predicted model, not a curated record